AUGCUGCUUUCAUCUUUCUCUCUAGCGUUUUUCGCAUCGAGUAUCUCGGCCACGGCUCUCGAGAAACGAGCCACGACAUUCUGCACAACCCCUUCCGGUCCAGGUUUCUGCUCUACAACCUCUUCACCUUGCACAGGAGGAACAUACAUAUCCGGCCACUGUCCCGGAGCAAGCAACAUCCAAUGCUGCGUCGCAUCCUGUUCACCUCCCUCAGGCACCGGAGUAUGUGAGCCCACCUCUCAAACAUGCUCCGGUUCCUUCUACGCCGGCUACUGUCCCGGUCCAUCAGACAUCCAAUGCUGCGCGCCUAAAAGCUCAGGCGGAGGUGUUGGCGCGGGAAAGUUGGGAAUUGAUAUCUCGAGUACCCCAAGUGCGUCGUUCUGGACAUGUGCGGCUAGUAGUUUCGAAGUCGUCGCUCUGCAGGGUUACAUCCAAGGAUGUGCCAAAGGCGGAGCUAUCAAGGCGGGUUUUACGACGAACUACGCAGCCGCGAAAGCAGCUGGGAUUCCGAGGAUCGAUGCGUAUAUGUUCCCAUGCACGGGGACGCAGGAUACAGGCGUGGCUUGCAAGAGUCCGACUGCUCAGCUUCAGGAGUUUUUGGGGGUUGUGGAUGCGAAUUCGAUGGUGAUUUCGAAUUACUGGUUUGAUAUCGAGCCGACUAGUACGGCGAGUGGAGAUCCGUGUAAUGCGUGGAAUUUGGGGGCUGCUGCGAAUGAGAAGUUGGCCAAGGAGUGGGUUGUGGCGCUUAAGGCUACGGGGAGGAAAUGGGGGAUUUAUGCUAAUGGGAAUCAAUGGACUUCUAUGUUUGCUUCUCGCUCUACUGAUAUUGGGUCUUCGUUACCGCUCUGGGCUGUUCAGUUUGAUAAGAAACCGGGAGUUAAUACUGUGACCACUUUCAUGGGUGGUUGGACUUCUGCUGUUGCGAAACAGUAUAAUCUUGAUACAACUGCUUGUGGUGGAGGUGUCGAUCUAGACUCUUUCCUGUAA
Glarea lozoyensis ATCC 20868 is the source of this 987-nucleotide messenger RNA. Its product is annotated as (Trans)glycosidase. The transcript has 3 exons. The record is from RefSeq and is a predicted model, not a curated record. Gene Ontology annotation, molecular function: lysozyme activity. Gene Ontology annotation, biological process: cell wall macromolecule catabolic process; signal transduction; peptidoglycan catabolic process. The coding region runs from base 1 to 987 and encodes 328 amino acids. Lineage: Eukaryota; Fungi; Ascomycota; Leotiomycetes; Helotiales; Helotiaceae.